Molecule: messenger RNA, 915 nt
Organism: Prorocentrum cordatum
Lineage: Eukaryota; Dinophyceae; Prorocentrales; Prorocentraceae
Source: the annotation of a GenBank genome assembly
GCGCCGGCAAAGCGCGUAUCGGGACCCAAAUGCACAAGUGCAGGCGACAACGGCGAGCGAUGCAAGGUGAGGAUUCGGACGAAGGCAUAUUGCGGAGGAUGCUUGCGGAGACCUCCGAGCGUCCAAGCGCGGGUCCCUGCGUAGUGCCAGCUUUUCGUCGUUAUGUCUCUCGCGGCCUUGGACGUUUCCACCCCAGCCUCGCCACAGUGGCGCCACAGGCCCGGGAUUACCUGACGCAGGAUUGCGGGGAGCCGCUGGAUAGCAUUGUGUGCUACGGUCAAUCGUUGGGUUCCGUUCCGUCCAUUGACUUGGCUUCGCGAUGUUGCCUCGGCGGCGUGAUCCUACACAGUGCUCUGGCAAGCGGGCUUCGUGUCAUCCAUGAGGAUCUACAAACUACACCGUGGUUCGAUAUCUUCAAAAAUGUUGUGAAGAUUGCGGAUGUUCAGUGUCCCGUAUUCGUCAUCCACGGCAACCAAGACUUGGAGGUGCCCAUCGAGCACGGCCGAGCGCUCCACGAGGCGUGCCCCCCGCGCUUCGCCGCGGAGCCGUGGUGGGUCCAGGAGGCCGGCCACCACGACAUAGAGACGCACUGGCGCUCGAUGUACCUGAGGAAGUUGCAGCUCUUCCUGCGGUCCCUGGCCCCCGUGGAGCAGGAGGACUCCGAGGGGCAGCCCUUCACGUGACCCGGCGGCCCCGUUUGCCACUGCCGCGCGCCGCGCCUCGCAGGCGAUUCGCUUGGGGGCGGGGAGAGCGAUGCAGAGGGCUGGCGGGAGACUGGAUCCUGCGCCCGCGCGUGCGCACGCUCGUCGCAUGCCGGCCGCGCCAAAGUGCCCCGGCGGCGACCCCCUCGGCCAGACAGCAAGAGGUGGACUGCUCCGCCCAGAGCUCCAAGCGAGAUGACGAGAAGGAGAAAGA